GUUGGCCUGGCCUGACACAUGUUGGUCGAGUGUGGUAUCUUCUUGCUUGCCCAUAAUGAAUGAUUGGGCGUUAGGAAUGGUAGAUGGUCAAGUACAAUGACGAGAGGGGGCCCUUGCAUGCCUUAUAUGUGGCCUGCUCGCAUGUCAUCUCUAGCGGAGGGCGGACUUCCACCCUUGGCACCCUUAUCAUUCCUCUGGAUGUUUAUGCUGCCAAGCGGCGAUACGCACAAUGGUACCCACGUUUAAGGCAUCUCCGUCAUCCUUCUCUAGUUAUCUUCCUCAGGAUAGCCUUGGAAGUUGUAACUAUUGUCGAGGGUUUGAGUCAGUAUCCAAUAAGGUGUCGCAUGGCUGGAACCAUGUUGCAUGGCACCAAGAAACUCAAGAAUCUGCCUUGGCGUCCGUCAUUAACCUACCUGUUCGUCAACUGCUGCCACAUAGAUGAUGACUAUCUACAUGAGGAACACAGCUAGAACAACGCAGCUACUUGUGCAAUCAUGCCGUGUCGACGGACUGUGAUCAUGGCGUUCGUUGUGUGGUUCGGGGUAGGGUCGAAGGCGAUCACUAGACGUCGGCCAAACACCGGGCCAAGACUGUCCAAGACCCUGAAAGCGCCAAGCGCAGCUCGAAGCCGCGGAGGUUUGCUUUUGCCAUCAAUGCCAUGGAGGCAACCCGGGGUAACGGUACACGUGCCAACCUUGUGGAGAGAUA
Molecule: messenger RNA, 708 nt
Organism: Aureobasidium subglaciale EXF-2481
Lineage: Eukaryota; Fungi; Ascomycota; Dothideomycetes; Dothideales; Saccotheciaceae
Exons: 1
Coding region: 84-470 (128 amino acids)
Source: RefSeq, a predicted model, not a curated record